Molecule: messenger RNA, 1108 nt
Organism: Lathyrus oleraceus (garden pea)
Lineage: Eukaryota; Viridiplantae; Streptophyta; Magnoliopsida; Fabales; Fabaceae
Product: probable glutathione S-transferase
Exons: 2
Coding region: 273-941 (222 amino acids)
Biological process (GO): glutathione metabolic process
Cellular component (GO): cytoplasm
Molecular function (GO): glutathione transferase activity
Source: RefSeq, a predicted model, not a curated record
AAACAAUUAAAGAACAUAUGAACUCUUUAUAUAUUUUGAAAUAAAUUUAAUAUCUUUUUAUUAAUAUAAUCACAAGUAGAUAGUUUUAACUAUUUUUUAUAACUCAACGUCACAUGGUGCUAGUUAAGUUUGACUAUUUCUCUGUCUGAUGUAGCAAAUAGCAAAACACAUUCUACUUUCUUUUUUAACUUGGCUUGUUGAACAAACCAAAUGACUCCAUGAAUCACCAUCUAUAAAAGAGCUAGUUUUGGUUUAUGAAAACAUAAGCUAAGAUGACAGAGGUGAAACUGCAUGGAUUUUGGUAUAGUCCUUUUACUUUUAGGGUAGUAUGGACCCUAAAUCUGAAGGGUAUACCAUAUGAGCACAUAGAAGAAGAUCGUUUCAAUAAGAGUCCUCAACUUCUUCAAUAUAACCCAGUAUACAAAAAGACUCCAGUGCUAGUUCAUGAUGGAAAACCCAUAUGUGAAUCCAUGCUCAUUGUUGAAUACAUUGAUGAGAUAUGGCUACAGAAUUCAUUGCUUCCUGCUGAUUCAUAUGACAGAGCUCAAGCACGGUUUUGGGUUAAAUAUGUUGAUGACAUGUUUUCAGGAAUUGCGGCGCACUUUCGUAGCAGAAGCGAUGAAGAGAGAGAGGAGGCGAAAGAGAUUAUAUGGGAGCGACUCGGAGUUGUUGAGGAUCUGUGUCUGGGAGAUGAGAGGAAAUUCUAUGGGGGAGAUGCCAUUAACAUUGUAGACAUAGCUCUUGGAUCUUUUGUCAAGUUUAUUGAGGUUCAAGAGGAUAUGUUUGAUGUGAAGAUCUUGCAAAGUGAGAGGUUUCCUCGCUUGAAAUUAUGGUUUAAUAAUUUCAAGGAUGUUCCGAUCAUUAAAGAAAAUACCCCUGGUCAAGAGGAGUUGGUGGCUUUUUUAAAGACUCUUAUUGAAAAAAUGAUGGCAAGGAAAUAGUGGCUUCUUGGAUUGAUAUAUCAUCAUGAGUCAUCUUGUUAUGUGUGUUUGCUUGUGUUGUUUUGUUAGUCAAUAAUCAAAGAUUAAAAUGGUUUCCUUUGUUUAAUAUUAAGAGUAUGUACCACCACACGUCUAAUAAAGUUAUAGAUAAGUUGAUUCCUACCUUA